AUGGGAGAGAUUAUUCUUGCCUACGCUGGAUGCUGGACGCAGGACACAAAUAUAUAUGGGGAGAUGAAUCAGCGCACCCCCUCCCCUCCCCCCGCCGCCGCCGAUAUCGCCGGCCUCACCCCCUGCAAAGAAUCCAAACAAUUCGCCAAACGAGAAAAACAAUCCAUCAAAAAACUCGAAUCCGCACUCAAAAACUACGCCCCUGACUCCGCCCCCGCCCUCGCCAUCAAAGCCACCAUCGAAAAAACCAAGCGCCGAUUCGACAACUACGGAAAGUUCGGCCUCCUCUGCGGCUCCGACGGCCUUCCUCAUCUCAUCGUCAGCGGAGAUCAGAGGCACUGGGGCGAAUUCAUCACGCCAGGAUUGCUUUUCCUGUAUAUUGCUGGGUGGAUUGGGUGGGUUGGGAGGAGCUAUUUGAUCGCCAUUCGAGAUGAUAAGAAGCCGGCGAUGAAGGAAAUCAUUAUUGAUGUCCCGCUUGCUUCUGGCCUACUAUUUCGAGGCUUAAUUUGGCCUGUGGCUGCCUACCGCGAGUUCGUGAAUGGAGAUCUUGUUGUUGAUGAUAAGGAUGUCUCGAUCUGGGGAUGAAGUUUGUGAGGUUGGAUUGGCCCAAGAAAAGGGAAGGAGAUGAGCUGAUAACCUGAGAUGGUUUUGCUUUUAUCUAUUUGAAUUUGGGGAUGUGCUGUAAUUUUAGAUGCAUUUAUAUUGAUGUAAAAUUUAGCUGAACAUAGUGUGAUGUCUUUUUUGGCUAUAAUUCUUGUCAUGAAUAUCAUAUUCUUACUUUUCACUGUUGCAUUUUA
Molecule: messenger RNA, 797 nt
Organism: Dendrobium catenatum
Lineage: Eukaryota; Viridiplantae; Streptophyta; Magnoliopsida; Asparagales; Orchidaceae
Product: photosystem I reaction center subunit III, chloroplastic
Exons: 3
Coding region: 1-585 (194 amino acids)
Biological process (GO): photosynthesis
Cellular component (GO): chloroplast thylakoid membrane; photosystem I reaction center; photosystem I
Source: RefSeq, a predicted model, not a curated record